Molecule: messenger RNA, 28573 nt
Organism: Xyrichtys novacula (pearly razorfish)
Lineage: Eukaryota; Metazoa; Chordata; Actinopteri; Labriformes; Labridae
Source: the annotation of a GenBank genome assembly
CUCUGUUCCCUGCGUGUACCGGGGUGCUGCUGGAACAUUUUGUUAUGAAGGCGAACUAGUUCCUACAGCUGUGCAGCCUGUAGCUCUUCAUUACUAUUUUCUCUUCACUCGCUUUAAAAAAUCAUUCAAUCUGAGGACAGACUGGCGUUACAGCUCCGAGACAGCACGCAGGGAGACGCCAGGACGUCAGAAUAAAGUAGUUUGAUUUUAAGUAAUGAAAGAGAAACACGUCCUGCCUUCAUGCUUACUUUCAACAAAGAAGAGGCUAUGGAUAUUCGCGACGGGAAAAAGAGGAGAAAGGUAAGCGGCGGUGGAGGAGGAGGAAUAGGCGGCGGUGGUUUCGGUGUCGGUUUGCGGGGCUGCAGGCGGAGUGUAGCCGCGAAAAUGAAGCGGGAGGUGGGGAGAGUGCUCCGCUCCCGCACGCUGGAGGACAACAACCACACGGAGCCCAUGGAGGCAGAGGAGGAGGACGACGACUGCUUCUCCAUCAGCUUCCACCACAGUGAGAACCUGGAGCCCGCCGUGGUGGUCGCUCCUCGGUACAGCUUGCUGCGGGAGGUCGGUCGGGGCAGCUACGGGGUGGUGUAUGAGGCGAUAGCCCGCAAAACAGGGGCCAGGGUGGCGGUGAAGAGGCUCCAGUGUGACGCCCCGGAGAAUGUAGAGCUUGCUCUGGCUGAGUUUUGGGCCCUGACGAGCCUGGAGAACCGGCACCAGAAUGUGGUCCAAUUGGAGGAGUGCGUCCUGCAGAGGAAAGGGAUGGCCCAGAAGAUGAGCCAUGGGAACAUGAGGUCCAAACAGUACCUGCGGCUGGUGGAGACCUCACUGAAAGGUAUGCAUGCCAUAUUUACACCUCUGACAACCCCUAUAGGAUGGUGUUGAUUCUAAACCAUAUAGGGAACUCCAAAAGUCCCAAGAAAAAGGCCUUAAAAUGACUAUUAAACUGUUUAUAAUUGCUUAAUUUGCAAGAUGAACCUAUUAGAGCAGACUUUUGGAUCCCUUCAAUCAGAAAAACCACUUUCAAUCCAUUUAAAAGUAGGUUAACUUUAGUUUCAGGUUAUGUAAACACGCACUGUGGAUCUGUUGAUGCCUGUUAGUGCAACCUCAAUACUGGCUCAAGUUGAGUGAAGCACAUGCAUGCAGAGAUUUGUGAUAAAAGAAGCUUAUUGCUGUGUUUUAUGUGUUACUUUUCAAUGUAAAGAUUGUUUUCUUACCAAUUAAAGUGUUUGUGUUUGAUUUUUAUAUUUUAAGUUAUGUAGUGUGUGAAAUCUGUUGCUGAAAUCUGCUUUUCUGUUGUAAGAAGGUUAAUUGAGGCAAAAACUGAGAUUUUAUGAAUUAAAAGUAGCGCUCCUGCUGCUCUUUAUAUGUCAGUGACGUAUGCAGCUGCUAUAUGAUGUCUAUAGUAGCACACAGAGUACACAGUGUUACCCUCGCUCACAAGAGGACACAGUGUACUACUCGGUAGCAUAUUAGCCUAUUGCAUAUGAAGUGAGUAUUUGGAUGCUCAACAAUGAUGUUCCAGUGUUUAGUUGAGUGUGAUGUUGAAAAAGUGGAGAUUUAUUGAUCAAAAGUAGAUUUUUGAUCACUUUCUGCCAUUGUUGUCAUCAGCCCAGUUUGACCUACUUAUCAGCGCCUUUGUUAUUGAACAGCAGAUCCUAUAGAUGUGAAGUAGAAGCUGUUGAGUAUAUCAUCUGAUGGGAGUAUCAAUGCUUUUCUAUGCUGUUACAAAACCCCCACUCAAACAGAAGCUGUGCACUGAUUUAGUGCAUUUCCUCUGGAUAGACUGGCUGUUUUAACAUUUAUCAUUUCACCUCCAACUGACUUCUUUUGUAGGUGAUAAUGUCAAGGUGUUUGUGGUAGUUUUAAAGGUUUAAAGGUUUUGUUUUUGGGUUAGAUUCUCUUCUAGCCUUUGUCUUGGUUCACCAAACCAAGUUAAGUAACACAGCUCUGAGAGUGGUGGUGAUCAGGGCAGGUCAGAGUGGGGGAGGAGUGCUGUUUGCACACAUUGAAAGCCAGUUUCUAGGAGGUGCAUUCCUCUGAGGGCUGUGGGAAGAGGAGUGCUGACAUUUUAAAGAACAUACGUUGAGCUGCUCCAAGAACUCUAACCUUAUCCCAAUGAAUCUGAUCAGGAAGGUGACUUCAUGAAGUGAUUUAUGUGAAAAAAACACCAGUCUGUACUGCUGAAAAAUCUGCUGAUGGAAGCUUAUUAACAAGAUAAUAAUACAAUUAAAAAUUAGGGUUAAAACUUAAUAAUCUGCCAUCUUUCAUAGAAGGAGAGCAGCUCAGAAUGCACUGGAACAAAGUGAAGAAACAGCAGAUUUAAGCAAAGCAGGCAGAUAAAACCAGAGUAAAUACUGCAUGAUUAUACAAAAAAUCAAAUGAAAAUUAAGCAAAGUAGGUCCAUGCUUCAAAUAAUUGAUUAUGCUGGAAAAUAUCUGCAAAAACUUUGUAAAAGCAACACAAAGUGCUUCCAAUAGCAGUUUUUUUAGGAAAAGUUUGAAUAGUUUGCAUAGAGUGACAGAAUUUGCAAUGUAGGCUUGUUCAAAACAGUUGAGUGUCUUGUAAACAAGUCAAAGGACAUUAUCUACAUAGUGAUGUUUGCUUAUAAACUAUGUCAGAGGCGAAAAGUCAUGGAGAUCUCUGAGGCUGUUUGAAAACUGUCAGAGAAACAGACAGAGUUGUUUUUACUGUGUAGACUGUUGGAGAAAGUUAAGGACAGUUCUUUAAAAUUCACACCUAUAGCUCUAAAUCAAAAGUGUAUUAAAAAAAGUCCUGCAUUGACAGUUUAAGUGUAAGGAGAAUAAUAGAUGUCUCUUCUCAGACAGAAAGCUCUGUAUUCAACCAGAGUGAUUUGUUUACAAGGCUGUCUAUUGAUUAUGAGAUGAGAGGUGUCAGGGAUCAGGUGGCUAACCACGCCAGUUACCACACUUCCUAUAUGUACGCUAGCUGAGAGCAACAGGGUACAUCCUCUGCGUGUGAAAUCUUUAGUCAAAUUCGAAAUAGUUUGUGGUUUCAGACAUCACACGCGACACUCUGAGGCAUCACAUCUGAAAGGAUCAACAGAUCGUGUCAUCUGUUGCACGCGAUUGGAAACCACUUUUCUGGUGUUAUGUCAUCAGGAGGAGAAACAGAAGUCUUAUAGUGAGCUAAUAAUACUUUAGGGAAUGGCUGUGUGAAAUUGGAAAUAACUGGUGCUCUUAUAUGUUUGUUCUUAUGAUAUAUGUUCCAACAUGAACAAAUACAAAAAAAUUAGAAACAGGAAAGAGUGUAUUUCUUAUUUUCAUAGAUGUUUCUUUGACUUAGAAAUUGACUUUAGGUAUGUUUCCUUUGAAUGAAAAGAACCUUAUCUUUUACUUUUGUCACGCUUUGUUCAGCCUAACUAGCAGAUAUGACACCAAGCCAACAGCAUAAGUCAAAUAACAUUAUGUGUGGUAACUUUGUUCAAUAUUAUGACGUUAAUAAGAAGUGUGGUGGCUAAACAAGUAUUAAAGAGUGCAUAUGAAAUAGAAGAACUUGCAGUUUAUAUUCUCUAUCUGCUAUUUGAUAUGCUUUACACUACCUGCAUUGAAUUUCCAUUCGGGGAUCAUUAAAGUUUUUCUUCUUCUUCAUUUCUCCUGAACCCAAGAUACAUCCAAAAGCAGUUCACUCAUCGCUAAAUUGUCAUUGAUUAAUUCGAGAUUAGCUCACAGCUGACUUAAAAUUUAUUCAACUGCAUUAAAAUGGUGUAUAAGCAUGGAAAUCACACUCAAGCAAGCACCCAUCUAAUGCCAUGCUGAGAUAGAAAGUAUUGAUAGUGUACUUCCAACCAUUCACAAAUUCAUAGCUAAAUUUCAGCAAAUGUUAAUGUAAGUAUAGCAAUAACUAUGCGAUUUAUUAUGCAGCCCUUCUUUGAGAGUACAUUUUUUUGCUAUGUUCCUGGUUGCACUUUAAUCUCAAAAAUGUAAUGUACAAAGGUAGUUGUUAAAGUUUUCUUACAAAGUAGCAGGUUAAAGCUGAACUGGAUCUGAACUGGUUUAAACCGUCCAAAAGUUUUAGUUUGACUUUUGUUCUCUUUCUAAUCUGUCCAUCUUCAAUCUCAUGCUGCAGGGGAACGCAUCCUUGGCUACACCGAGGAGCCGUGCUAUCUCUGGUUUGUCAUGGAGUUCUGCGAGGGUGGAGACCUCAACCAGUACAUCUUAUCCCGCCGACCCGACCCUCACACCAACAGGAGCUUUAUGCGCCAGCUAACAAGCGCUGUCGCUUUCCUCCACAAAAACAACAUUGUCCACCGUGACCUCAAACCCGACAACAUCCUCAUCUCACAGAAGUCCGGUUCACCUGUCCUCAAAGUGGCCGACUUUGGCCUCAGUAAAGUUUGUGCGGGCAUGAACUCAAAGAACAUGGAAGACACCCCUUCAGCAGGAGCAGGUGGCAAAGACAGCAACCAGAACAACAUGGUCAACGUCAACAAGUUCUGGUUAUCGUCAGCUUGUGGCUCGGACUUCUACAUGGCCCCUGAGGUGUGGGAGGGCCACUACACAGCCAAGGCAGACAUCUUCGCCCUGGGCAUCAUCAUCUGGGCGAUGAUCGAACGCAUCACUUUCAUCGAUGCAGAGUCUAAGCGUGAACUGCUGGGCACCUACAUACGUCAGGGAUCAGAGAUUGUACCUGUCGGAGAGGCUCUGCUGGAGAACCCAAAGAUGGUUCUGCACAUCCCGCAGAAGGCCAGGAGCUCCAUGUCUGAGGGGGUGAAGAAACUCCUGCAAGACAUGCUCGCAGUCAACCCUCAGGACCGGCCAGACGCCUUCCAGCUGGAGGUGCGGAUGGACCAAGUCACGUGUGCAGCGUGACGACCUUCCCCCUUUUAACCCAACCAGUCAAAGAAGGGACCCCUUACUUUCCCAGGUAAGCAACAAGUUCAUUUUAAGUUACCAGUGUUGCUUAAUGUACCCCCAACUUUAAAACCUACUCCCGAUUUUAAAAACAACAAGGUGCAAAAACUUUUGAAAGUGCAAUAUUUACUGUUCCAAAACAAGUGAUAAAGAUCUUUUCAAAAAAGCAACAUAAACAACAGACAGCCCUGAGAUAAAAUAUGAAAAAUGGAAGAAAGUGACAGAGGAAAAUCUUUCUAAAAAGUUUGUGAAAUAGAAUGAGGGGCUGUUUUUGCAGGUUUACCUGUUUGGCUGCUCCAAAAUCUAGAUCUUGGACAACAGCAGAAGCUCUGACCUUUGAAUGGGAGUAAAAAACAGAAACAAAGUUGUCUAUGUGUUUUAAUGUGAUUUUAUUGUGAUUUCCUGCCAAAUGUGAUCACUAAUGGGGAACUGUUGCAUUUUGAAUUGUCUGAAAGUGAUGGACUGGUCUGUGAUUUGAAGAAAUGAAAGCAUGUAUGAGUUACAAGCUGAUAAAAAAAAGUGGACAUCCUUUUGUUUUAUUUUUUACCUGCGGCUCAAAAUAUUAAGCCUAAUCAAAGAUAACUUUAAGGUUUGUUGCUAAUAACUUUUUUUUUUUUUUGUAAGUUCACUUAGUUUUUCGUUGUUUGAAACACAGCUAAAGUAAUUUCACAUUUUGUUUACCUGUGAUGCAUUAUCUAUGAUUUUAUUUCAGUAAGACACUUAUGAAGAGUUGUAACACCUAACACCUCUAAUGGAAGGGUAAAGGUGCAUGUCAUCUGCAUGCAAAUGAAAAUCGACAACCAACUUUAUUUACAGAUUAUAUUGCCAAAAGGAGGCAUGUUAAUAGAAAACUGCAUGGGACCCAGAAUUUCACCCUAGAGAACGCCAUGGAGUAAAGUUGCAGUUGUUGACAUUGAAUUCACCAUUUACACUACAAACCAUUCAUUUUGCAUGCCAAACCCGAACCAGCCGAAAACCCCAUCAGUUCAAACUUAUGUAAACAGGCAGUAAGGGCCACGGCAGACUCUUUUUAGAGCAGUUACAGGAUAACUGCUUUUACUAAAAGGUCUUGUUUUUGUCACUGACAGGCUCAGGUUGCUAUUUUAAGUGUCUGAAAACAUUAGAGAAAGAGUCUAAAACGAUAUGGACUUUUUGGACCAAAGGGGACUAUUUGCUCCAGAAAAUGCUUAUACAUCAGUUUUUAUGGAGCAGCCAAACUCCACCGACUAAAAACAUGUACAUUUGACUGAGCAUGAAACACAAGUUCCCAUAUUGCUAUUGCACAACAAAAUUUGUUUAUUUAAACUCUUAAGCACCUUGAAGGCAAGUUUGGAUCCAAAAUAAAGACUAUAACAGAGUCUUAUCAAAUAGUUAAAGCAGCAGAAAACCAGACAACCGCAAUGUUUUUCAAAGUUUAAUCAUGUUUUUCCGAAUGGAGUCUGGUGGCAUUAAAGAAAGCACUGUCAGGGUUGUUUUCUGCUUAAAAAAGCAUCUUCAUUUGAACAAAAAUAGCUUAUCUCUUCAGGGAUCCUUCCUGUAAUGUUUUCAGACACCGAGAAUAACAAUCAAAUCCUGCCAGUGGCAAAAAACUAGUAUUUUUGGUGGACAUAACUCACUGCAAUCCCCUUGAAAUUGGUCUUAGAUAGCAGAGCAAGCUGCAGGUUUUGUAGCCACCCAUAAAGAAACAUCACAGCAGCUAAUGUCACAGAAUCAUGCUCUUACACUGGAGGGGAGGGUCAGUCAAUGUCGUGAGCUGCUGUGGCGAUUAAGGGGAAUUAGAACCAGUGACACAGGAUUCAGCACCUCUGGCUAAAAGGGAACACUGGCCGGUUGUGACCCAGGGCUGAAAACAGGUAAUCUUCCUUUCAGCUGACACUGUUAGCCUCCACUGCCCCAGUCACUGACUGCUGCGUCACUGGUUUAAUAGCCACAGGUGGUGUUAAGUCACUGGUUUAAAUGGUUUAAAUGGUUUACUGCCUUUUUUCCACAGAUGACCUUUCACUCCUUUUUAGUUGUUAUUUACAGCAUCCAGUGCUUAUGGUGAAACUGACUGAAAGGAGGCAGCGGUAUGUUCUCUUUUCAUUACAACACAAACUCACUUUACAUUUCGCCAACACUCUAGGAGCUCUAACUGCAACUUCAGGGGUCAGACUAGAGCUGGACAUCAUUUCUCUUAAGUUCAGGUCUUGAAGAAAAAAAAUCCCUGUUUUAAGACUUAAUGUUUAAAUAUUAAAUACAGCAUUUAAAUGCACAAAAAUUAUUUCAGCAGAGUUCAGAUUGCAAAGGCACAAAAAGAUUCAAGCUUUAGGGCCUAGAUGACUUAAAAGUAUGAAAAUAUUUGGAAUUCCUCCAAUAGACUGGUUCACCCAGCUGCUACACUAUAGGCUCCGGUGGUUGCAGGAUAAUCCUCAGGGGCAAAUGCCCCAAAUCUGGGUACAUCCUCUAAAAGUUCCUCCUUUGUUACUGAUAGACUCAAAGCAGUAUUCUUCUGCAACUGUUAUCCCAAUCAUUUUAACAGGUAUUUAAACUCUGAUCAGGCUAAAGGUAAGAAAAAACUCAGAAAACAUGGGAUCACAGAGUCGGAGGUCCUGUAAUGUUGGUUUAGUUUUGGUGCAUUUAGUAUGUUCAUGAAAGUCAGAAAUUCCAGUGUUCCUAUUUGAAGCAUCAUUCUGUCCCUGAAGCUGGAAUACCUCCUUGGAAACUCUGAGGAACUUAAGUAACCCUGAACUACUGGUUUACACUGUUGCAUUGUAUCUCUGCUGUAUCAUAUACCAUAGGUUUUCGUACUUGCUUUGGUGUACAGUCAACACAGAGUUAUAAACAGGAUUCAUUUUAUCGACUUUCUGACAACUAAAAACUGCAACGCGAUCAACUGGGAUGUGACGUUAUUCCUAGCUCCAAUAUCCCAAUCUGGAGGUAACUAGUUGAAAAUACAAAGUUGCAGUUGCAGUUUCUUCAGUUGAGUAGUUAUAAACCAGUUUAACCUGAAACAGCUUAAAUAUAACUUAAUCUGUGUUUACUAGAUCGAUAAUACUGACAAACCCCACCAUGUAAUGAGAUUCUACCUGCCAUCUGUGUCUGUUUACAUCAGGAUUGUAUACCAUUAUGGCAUCAUAACAGGAUGCAUUAACAGAAUACAGCUCUGGCUACUGAAGGACAAUUGAGCUACAACUUACACAUGAUCUAUGAGCAACAUUUUCAGGCCCAUAAUAACUAAAUAUUAAAAUAUGUAGCACUGAUUUCUAGAGAAAAUGAAGGUAACAGUCCUGUUUGGGUGAAACAAUCUAUCUCUUUAACAAAAGGUCUGUCUUUGUAGGGAUCCGCUCUGCCAAAAGAAGGUCCAAAUUUGAAAAUAGAGUUCUCUCUAAUUAAAUACUAUUAUUGGAGCUGUCUGUUUAUAAUCCAACUUUGCAGACAAGGACUGCGUGUAAACUACAGCAAGUACAAAAGGACAUGUUUGGAGCAGGAAAUAACUUGUUAAGCUUAAAGCUAUCAUUAAUCCUGCACAUAAAAAUAAGAUCCAAGUUGUGAUAAACAGAAACUUUCAUUGAAGAAAACCACAAAAGAAAAUAUUGAGUGAAUUGGUUUAAGAGGCCGUGGGAACCACCGGUCUUUGACGAGAAGUCAGACAACACUUUGGCCCGGUCCUGUCUCCUCAAAUAGUUCCUAAGCCUCGAUGCUGCUCCUGAUUCCUGCCAGAGUCUCCCACGUCACCAUUGAGGAAACAGGAUUAACAAGAGUGAAAGUAUCCGCCCCGCAGAGUGCUGACGUCAGGACUCAGAACUUAGAACUUAGAACAUUUGGUCGGCAAUUACCAUCGUCACUGCAUGGCAAAUAUAGAGGAUGAGCAAAUACAAAAGCUGAUGUUAAGAUGUUAAGUAAGAGGAGAGGAAGGCAGGAUAGCCAUUGGGAAACACACAUGGUGCAGGGUGCAACCCCAGCCCUUGGGCAAACAUAGGUGUGUUCUGGGAGAGUGGAGCAGAAAACACAGGUAUUUGGCAUGGGUGCUUUAGCUUGUGGUGUACUGUACAUGAGGUUAUUCCAGUUCAUAAUUACACCUGACAGUUAAUUACUUCUCCAGUGCCACAGAACACAGAAAUCUGACUUUUGUUUGCACCAAAGUGCCGACUGCACACAGUGUACAGGUCACACCUCUCUCUGGUAUUUAGGAUGUUUCACUGACAAUUAAAACACCUCACUUCUGGCUUAUUUCCCAAUUAAUCAAACAGGAGCAGAGCUGCCUCUUUAUGUUUUAAUUCAGUGGCAUUUAUUCAGUUUUGUGUAUUUGUUUUUGAUGAGUGAUUGGAACUUGGCUUCACAUGCAACACAUCUGUUUUUGCUUGUCAUUCAAGUCAAGUAUGCAGUAUUUAUCAGAACAGACUUUUAUAACUGCCUUCAUUAUUGUGCACUUGAAAUCGAUCUUUUAUGGUUGCAUGAGGGGCAAGUUCCCUUAGAUUUCCAUGUUUCUACAGGAGCCCAUAAUAGACAAACUGUAGUUUUAGAUAUUUUUAAUGGUUACAAACUUGACAAAUGGAUGAUCAUAUUUCUUGUACAUCAGGAGCUUUUUGUGAUUUAAGGCCACUGUUACUUCUCCAACUGGAGGGGUGAGCAUGGGGGCAUUACAACUCAGAAUGGGACCACUAGAUAUCGCGCAAUAUUCCCACUUCUAUGCACUGUACCUUAGAGCUUUCUUUCAGUUAAACUACAAAAAUCCUCCACACCCUAAGAGCUGGUGGCAACAAAUCCUAAUGUUGUCAAAAAAUAAAGUUUGAGUGAGACAUGCAAAACAGUUUUUUUUUAAAUUUGGCUGGAUUACCUUGUAGCAGAGACAUCUUUUUCUGCACAAAUAGAGAAAAUCUCAAUGUUAUUGGCCAAGUAUACAGACACUAACGCAUGACCUACUGUAACUGAGAUAUCUUGCCCCCCCUUUAUGUGUUUACGGUCAUUACCCAUAACUUAAUCACUUCACUGUCUAAUUAAAGGUCCAUUUUUAAUUAGUCCUAUGUUAGUUCAAGAGCUAUUGUUCUCUCUGGGAAAAGUCACAGCCAUAAUAGACCUAAUUCCAUUUGUGCAAGAAAAUGUAAAGGUUCUAAAAGCUUCUAUUUUGCCCAUUUAGAAUAAACUGCUGAAACUGAGAUAAGUUAACGUCUGAAAGCUCUCUGUUGAUGCAACAGUGGAAUUUUCUAACUCUGUUCAAGCGUCACAAAAGAACUAUUGGACAGGCCAUCAACCGCUAUUGACUGUGAUUUGUCACACUGCACAGUCACACUGCUGUUAUCUUAGUCAACUCUUAGUCCCGUCAAUACUGUCAAUUACAGUUACUCACUGAAUGCUUAACUUAUGUUGCACAAACCACAGAACACUUUGGACCUUUCAAACUUCGUUUGUCAAACACAGCACAUGUUUUCAGCACGGAUAUUUAAGUGGGGGAGUAAGGAGGAGGUGGAUAGUGAGCAAAACGAAACUUUAUUAGUAUAGAAAAAUGCAGCUGAGAGUGUUUUUUAGUGUAAACAGUAUAAACUGAUAUCAAAAAAACAAUUACAAAAAUUGUAAAGAGUGCCAUCAUGAUAAUUUUCUUGGAACACUAAAACAGGACAAAGAAAAAAAAAAAAGAUAUAAUAUAAACUCAGAGGUCUUUGUUUCAUCAGAGCUGUUUCAUUAGUGUAACCAGAAAAACUGUUCAACCAUCUCAGCUUCAGGAUUCAUGACACAACUCAGUCCACUUCACUGCCUCCUGGAAUAAUAUUUAGGUUAUUGUUGACAAAGUCUCCUGUCUCCUACCCUCCCAAAACAAACAUCCCCGCCCUGUAGGAAGUAACUUUUACUGCUGCCAUGGUGUCCUCAAAGUGUGUCGCAGUAAGACUUUAAUUGUCUCAGUUUGGUAUUUAGAGCGGAAACAUCUUGCAGCGCAUCAAUCUGCCGCCGCGUUGAUGUUCACUGACCCGAACGGUUCGCCCGUUGUCUGAACUUGAACUCUUCAUUGACCAGGACUGAACCCCUUGUUUCGUGCGACAAUUAGGGCUGACCAGCUCUCGUUAACCCUUCCUUGUAAGCCCCGCCCGCCCCAGAGAUCCCGCCCCCUCCCUUCGCCCUGUGACGUAACCGCUCUCCUCAGUUCCCAGCUGGCUCAGAAGGCGAGCUUGCGUGCUGGAGACUGGCCUCAUUCUCUCGCAGGAUGAUGGGAUAGCAUGUUAUGCAACGAGCCUUGCUGUGCUCUGGUUCAAUGGGAAAACCUGUCAUCUGUUGGAUGGGGAGAUUAGGGGCUGUAAACACACAGGGGAGGGGACGCUGUGUGUAUUUAUGUCAGGAGCUGGUUAACUAGGUGGAGAGCUGACGACAGCACAGUGAGGAGACAUGACAUGGACAGAAACACUGAAAGUGAUGACACUACAGAUUGAACUGACAUUGUUUCUGGAAGCGUCUAUGAGAGCCAGGCUGCUCUCUGAUGAGAUGAAUCUGUUUACAUUUAAUGAUUGCUGAAGUUAUUGAUCACGUAACCUUUGAAAGACUGUUAUCAUACUUACCAACAGGCUACAAAAUACAUCAAUACCCAAAGCUGGACUUUUUGUCCUCGUAACUGCACACUUGUGAAACUUAAGAUUAUUGUCUAAAUUCAAAAAUGGCUGUUACUUUUCCCGGCUCUUCCCUUUGAAUUACUUGUCUUAGACAGGCUUUGUCUGCAUGAGAUGAAGCAGGAAUAAUGGUGGGAAAUGUCCAGCUGCCGAGCUGUCCAAGAUAGAAACAGCAGAAAAAUGGUGAGACUCUAAAAUCUGGAUCCAGCAGCUCAGAACAGAGCUUUGUAUGUGUGAAGCUUUCUCUGUUUGUUUACAUGUCUCUGUUAUGACCCGUCUAGACACAGCAUGAACAAAAGACCCAUUUCCUCCAAGUCCCAAGCAGCCACAUGGACAAAUAACUGGAAUUACAACCGCACAAGGAUUUAUUCACAGAAAACAAAUGAACUUACAAUGAUUAGGAAUCAUUGGAAUUAACUUCAGGCUGAUUCAAGAGCAACAUACCACACAAACUAACCAGAGAAAACAAAGAAGCUAAAACAUGUAUUUACUGUAUAUUAAGCACCAGUGCUGUUUGCUUACACAAUACACCAUUAUGCAUUCAUUUGGAGCAAAUAUACCCAUGUCUUUGUGAAAAAGCGGCAAUUCUUCGAGGCCAGAGUGCUAAAAGCCACGUGCAGCUGAAGAGACAUUUUACCUGCUGUUAUUGAGUAUCUAUCAGUGCCUCAAGGCUCGGACUCUGAAGUUAUGACAACAAUUCUUCCUCUGGAAUAAUUUACCCAUACACAAGUCUGUUUAUAUCACUGUGACAUCCUCUUCUAUAAUAAGUCUAGGACUGUCUGUGGCGCAACACCCCUUCAUACAGGCUAUGACAUGACGCACAAUGGAGCUGCUCUUUACUAGUUCACCUUAGGGAGUGAGUUGGUUUUAAAUGGUGGCGUCUGUCACAUCUGUCAUGAAUUGAACUCCACAAUAAACUGGUGAGGACUUCCUUCCAUCCCUCCAGGGUUAGAGCUCACAGAGCAGAUCUGAGCAGUUGAGAGUAAAGAUGCUAACAGUAAGUGAGAAUCUCAGUCAUACAGAAAUAAAAAAUAUGGAGCAAACUACAGGAAGACGGCGUGUGAUGCAGUUCAUCAUGUUAACCGUUUUUGUUUAUUAGCAGUUAUAAGUGGCAGAAAAAUAAACAAAUACAAUGUCAAGGUGAAAAGUAUAAUCCAGUUACGUCUGCGCCCAGUUUCUGUAUGUCUUAGCAAUAAAAAAAAACCCUAUAGCCAACUUUAAAGCUCCUGGGAGGAUUCUUAAGUAUGUCAGUUUUGGCGCCCCCUGUUGACAAAGAAGUCAAAAUUGUACUUCACAAGCUUCAGAUGUGUCCCUUUUGAAAAUUGUACAUCAAUUGCCCUUAUUUGAUGGAACAGCUGAAGAGAGACAGGGUAUGAGGGAAGAAGAGAGUGGGGGAGUCAGAGGUAAACAAAGGGUCAGCAACAGAUCAGCAAAGGAUCGUAGCUGGGAAUUGUACCAGUUACCGCUGCAACGAGAACUAUAGCCUCUGUAUGUGGGGCACUUCAGUGUCCCUUAAGUAGAGACUUUUGAUAAACAAUCUCCCAUGUUGACUUUAGACAGUCAAACAUAUCACUUAUUUUAUAUAUUUUAUGCAGGAAUUAUUGAAACAGGGCUGUUUCUUUAUUUCCUUGGCUGACCACCACCACCACCACCACCAAUGUCAGGCAUUGAAAAAAAUCUCCCAAAACCCUGAAAUUUGUUGCUGAUGUUCUUGUUUGAUUUAGAUGAUUGUGAAAAGGCAAUAAUAUGAAUGUCUGCUCACUUCAUGAAUGUCAAAAAUCUCCUCAAAGGAGCUUUAAUGGCACUGAUGUGUAUCCAUGUUUAGUAAAUCAGAGCCAUUUAACAUUGUCAAAGGAUGUUUGUGGUUUUUACGUGGUUUAAAGUAAUAAGUGAUUCAACUACAGUAAGUAAGUAGUUAAUGUGCUUUUAAAACCACUAAAAUGCCUAAUGUUUAAGUAGUUGCCUGAGAUAAGUCACAUGACAAUAACAAAAAAAAAAAAAAGAUCUAUCUGAUCAACAGGUGACCCCUGUCGUUUGUGGUAUGUGAUGAUUUCUUCCAGUUAAUAAAAACAGAUCUGUUUGGAUUCUCUCCUGAUGUCACAAAUCAGAGUUUGUCUGCAGCUAAAAACAAAGUCUCUCAUUCACUGAGAUCAGGGUGAUGCUAAGUGAUGUAAGGGAGUAGAAACUGCUCAUUUGAAAUGCUGAAUCUUUAAAGUCCUGGAUCAGGAGCAGGAAAUCCCUCCAAAAAUUAUACCCACAGCAUCAAAACAGAACCAUGUGUUUCCGUGUUUUCUGUGACAUCCUUCUGCCCAUCAUCUACCUCACCCUCCCUCCCCCUUUCUCUCUCUCUCUCUCUCUCUCCGUGAGUGGACAAUGAGAGUGCUGCUCUUGCUUCGCAGCUUACAGAUUGAGUCUGGAACAUUUUGUCCUCUCGCUGCCUGCCCAUGAGCCUGCCAUGUGCCGCUGCCGUCUAAACCAGGACAGAAAGCUGUGAGCCUCUGCCCUCCCCACAUCCACAGCGUUACUUUGGGAAUCUUUUUUUACUUUACUGAUAGCAUGAGCCAACUUUGUACAAGUUGAGGCAUUUUCAGGGUGUUGUCUUUGCAAUGCAUGCAUGGAUUCCUCCAUGUACUUUAUAAUCAAUACAGAUGCCCUCAAGCAGGUUUUUAUCUUUGCGUUUUUUUUUCUUCCCUUUGUAAAUAACUUUCAAGAAAGACACCUGGUUUUCAGAGAAAGCCUUCCCUGCUCCUCUUCCUCAAUUUGCUGUAUCCAAAACUUAAUUUCCUCCAGAGUUCAGUAUGUUCUCAUUUGACUCAGACAGCAGGGGGUAUUUUAAAGGGCCUUGCCAGAGGGAGGCCACCUUUAUGAGAUUUUUGGGAGUGGGUGUGAUGAGCGCAUUGGCGUUCUUAUGUAACAUGCUCGUAUAAGUGAGCUUUCAGUAGCUGAGGAGCUUGUAAAUAUUUCCUUUGGGCCCUCAGGGUUCUGAGCCAGAACCGCAAAAACAAGUUUCUACACAAAUGAUCCUGGUGAAACACGUCUUUGUUUUCUUGUGUUUAUUCCACAGACGGAAAGUCAGGCAGGAAAGCUUGAGUUUACUUUGACUUUCAAGUAAUUUCUCCAUGAAAAUAAACAGAUUUGAUGCACCUCCAGCUCCCAGUACAAUUGGGAAAGGUCUAGAAAGUCCAGCGGCGCUCAGUUGUGCCACGUAACCGCAUCUUUUCCACACCGCUGUGCUCAUUCAUGGUGGCUGUGUCGCAGCUAAUGGGUUGUAAGCCCUUAACACCGCGUUAAUCUCCCUGCAGAGUGAGCACUAUCUAUCAGAGCCACAUAAUUCGCUGCAGGUGCUGAACACAGUCAUAUUUUGGCUGCUGUGGUUCCCUGUAUGGUUUAAAUGGCUCUGACAGGCAGACAGGGUUUAUUUUGGCCUGUAAAUAAUAGAUGGAAACAGGCGUGGUCAACAUCUGCUGUAGAGAGCUGGCUUUGGUUUGUCUCUGCUUUGUAAUGUUUGGACGUGCUGUGUCACUGUUAUCUACUGACUACUACGAUUUUUCUUUUUAAAACUGGUCACACAGUUGUAAACAGCUGCAAUGUAAUCCCUUUGGGCAGUUAUAGUAGAUCAUAGAGAGUGAGCAAAAAGUACAGGCUCAGACAGACACAAACUAAAGAUUUUAAAGUUGUUUAAAACAUGUAAUAUUGCCACCCUGACUAGUCUGCACCAGAGCUAGUAAUCAAAAAAGUUUUCACUAUAGGUCAAAAAUGGUGGUCAUCUUUUCUGUCUAAGCUGACUACCUUCAACCAAGGCUGUAGCUCCGGUUUAUAGAUACCUCCAUGAUGGUGUAAUGCUCUACCACUCGGCUGUAAACAGACACAGAUGCGAGUGGUAUCAAUGUGGCCAAGUGGGAAUUCCAGUCUUAAGAAAUGAAGUCAAGGACGAAGUGCUGAAAACUGAUUAAACAGGCAUAUAAACACCGACCUGUUUUGUACCCUACAGACUCUGGUUUUCAGUGUGUUUGAUAAAUUGUGCUCAAUCUUGACUGGUGUCUGAUUUUUUUGUCUAUUCACACCAGUCAGCCAGUCAGAAUUUGAAUUACAAUGUCAAUAACUGUUAGUUUAGUUGUCAAAGAAUCAUCCCAAGUUCCCACAAGUAAAUCAGUAGAAGACCAAAGGCGACUUUAGAUUUUUUCUAGAUAAUAUUAUGGGCAUUUGAUGGUGUUUCUGUUUGAAAAAAGGAUUUAAUGGAAAGAGACCUACAUAUUUGAGAAAAGUUUUCUGCAUCAUUGUCUGACUCUUGGAAUAAGAAUCUGAUUCUGUCAGUGAUGAAAACCAUUAUUUUCGUCAGGCCAGUUUAUCCCAGAUACUCCCACUGGUGGUCUUACUGCCUGUGUGGAGUUUACUGAAGUCAAGAAACUUUGGUGUGUAUUGAUCAUAAGCAGACUCAUGACAUAUAAACAUAUAGUCUGACAGAGGGGUUAAAAAAUACAGGUUUGUCCUCUGAGUUUUUUAUGCUGGUCACUGUUUUCUUGUCGGAGCUCCUCCUUUCGAUGUUUUACUUUUCUAGAUUCGACCGGAUUUGUUUUGGUGUGCCGUUUGUUUUUGGUCGACUUUCGGAAACACUUUGUUCGUUCUGCAUGAAGAGGACCUUGGAGACACACACCUAAACUUAUAUAAUGACCAGUUUUCGUGAAUGUUCGCCAAGCGGAAUGUGUUACACUGCAUGCCACUGGGCCACAAAACCACCCGCAGCUCGUAAAACGCCAACACUCCGUCUCUGACUGGUUAUCAUAGAGAAAGCUGCCACAGUGUCCUGGCCUCACAAGAAACCAGCCCCCACCACUUCCCCAAAGAUACCGGUCUCUGCUGGUUUUUAACGAGACAGUCUACUUUUGGGUUAUGCAACAACAAAUGGCUGAGGCUGAGGAGGCAGCAGGCCUCAGUUUGUCCAGGAUCUGCUGGGCUCAGCCCUCGUCGUGUUUCCUCUGUUUUGCUUAUUUAUGCUGCAGUAAUAAAUCCAACAGAGCAACACGCAGAAAGCUGAUACGCUGACCUUAGCAGCCCAGACGAGAGGGUAAACUGUUUAAAUGUUGGAGCAUGUUAGUUUUAUUGGGGUUUUAUCUUCUUGGACAAACCUCUUCACACACUCUGGACUGUAUUGAUCCUCUCAGUUUAAGGUGAGAACUGAGAAGACGAACAUUCAAGACAUGACUCCUUAACGCUACUUUUGCUGAGAGCUGCAACUUCUAGUCUGCUUCGCAACCUGCUGCUCCACUGCUGGGUGGGAGAGACAGACAUAACCCCUUCCUCUGGGGGAAGGUCAGAGGUCAGAGACCCUACAGACCUGACAGAGAUUUAGUGUCUUGUCAUAGGACACAUGAACAGUUUGGUUACUUCGAGCUGUGCCCUGGUGUUGGAUUACUUUACCUCCACCCACUUUGUCUCAGUGCAGCUACAUGUGACCCAACACCCUUGCUUGGCAUGUGACUGCAUUUAAACUUCAUUUAUGAAUUAUUUGCCUCCCAAAACCAUUUCUAGGCCACAUAAAAGCAGCUAAAUGCACAGUUGUCCAACAGACACCCUGUGAUUGUCUGUCCACCUGAUGAUGGUGAGCCCUGCUUUGGAUCUGAUAUAGGCCUACAUUACUUGUCCUGCCUGAAAGAGUGCAGAAAAAAACGCUGUGAAAAUUCUCCUGUGGACUGCUCAGAAGGCGACCGUGACACAGCUGCAGAGCUGCAACCUGAUCCUGUCAGGAAAUCUUGUGCAAACAAUGACACUCAGCUCGCCUAUUGUCCAGGGAGGUAAAAUGAAUGUUUUUGUCAGAGGGGGUUUGUCGGCUGUGAAGUGAGAGAUAUAACCACUAAGAAGAGGAAGCAGAAAGACUAAAAGUGUUACUUGGCUUAGUAAAAAUGCUGUUUAGUUUGUAGAAACACCAGAGACGUGAUUGUCUGAUCACCAUCAACCAAGAAUCAUGCCACAACACCAUUAUAACAAAAUCACAGUUGAUGAAAUUUAUUGUAUUACAAUACUUUACCCAGAAGAUUGGUCACAAACAUUUUUCUCACAAAAUUCAAUGCAGACUUUUUGACAUCAGUUAAAGUCUCCAUGCAGGAAUAGAUUUUAAAUCUGUUUCCAGCUGAGAAAACCCCCCAAAACACAAAUGGUGUCUUAUAUACCUGUGCAACUUACAAAACAGUUCAUUUGCAAAACAAACACGAACUAUUUCAUUUCAUUUUUUAAAACACACUGGUAUCUAAAGAACUACAUUGUUAUUUCAAACUAAUUUUCACAGUGACGCAUCUACCAUUUUCUUAAAAAAAAUGGUUAAUCCCUUUUUCUUUUUUGGCGUCCAUAGUCACUAGCCCUUUGUACUCAGACUCUGAACCCACAUCAUUGUAGUACUGGUGUCCCGUUGUGUAAUUGCUCAUCAAAUUGUGGUUUCAAGAGCUCAAACCAUCAUGUAAACACACAUCACAUGUGCAUUUGUUCUGUUCUUCCAACAGUGUCUACAAUGUUGCCGUGUCGCAUCUGUUUCUGCCUUUGAUGCAACCUCAGCUGUGAAACAGCUUUGCCCCACAUGUGACAUUUGAAUCUAACCAGCUUUGUGAAAGAAACCUCUGUAGAACUCCUCUCCUCAUUACUAUCAGACACUUAAAAUAAUCAGUGUAUCAGCUGCAAAGGCAAGAAACAGGACAGACUUUGAUUUGGUUCAUUUGAAGAUAAAGGCGUUUCAGUGUUCAGAAAAAGGGCCCUGGGUUUCAGCUCUAGAAAUCCCCUUCAACACUUUAUACAAAAGAUGCUAAGUGUAAAAUAAUGGACAUGAUGUCCUAAACACGUAACAGUCUGUCCAACAGAUUCAGUUCAUAAUGCAAACUCUUCUUUUAAAUAGCUUAAGUGUUCAUCUGCAAGCUUGACUGUCAGACCUUUACUGUCCCUGAAAAGACAAACAGUCAUUGUACUUUCUCCUGUUAAAAAACAGCUUUUAUUUUGAAAGACAGCACAGCAACAGAAACCAGUCAUUUUUUCACAAGCUCCGUGUUUGUCAGAGCUGUGCUGAUGGAGGCGUGAUGCUUUCACUGUCGUCAGAGCCCGUAAAGUUGUGCAACAAAUCCACGAAUGGGCGUUUAUUCAGGUGUGGGAAACAUGCUCGUAAAAAGAGUCUGAGGUCAGUGAGUUCAGAGAGGAUGGUUACAGCAGUUACUGGAGCGACAAGUGAAGGAGACAAUUAAGAAGACGCUUAAUCGUUCUAUUUGGACGAAUUAUCAUAAAAAUGAAUGAAUGAAAGUUCGAGAUAUUCUGAAAAAACUUCAGAAACCACUGUCUGUCCACACAUUUGAUGUUGCUGUAAAAAUUGACAUUUUGAAAUGAACUCUAAUAGAGAUUUAUGUUUUGUUUUGUUUUGUUUUUUGGGACACUUGGGAAGCCGCAGUUUUAUGUGUUCAACAGUGACUUCACUAGAAGUUUCCUCUUGUCAGCAGCAUUAUCUAGCAGUAACUUUAAGGAAUGAUGAGCUCUGUGAUCUCAGUGAAAGGAUUACUUGUGUUUUGCGUGAACACUGUGUCCAUAUUUUUGUUAACAGUACACGGUAUCUUACUGUACAUUUAAAGGGAUUUAAAAGUGCUCAUCCUCAGCGGUGACAUAAGCACUUUCUCUGUCCCCAUUCUGCACAUCAUCAUCCCUUAUUCACCAUCUCCAGCCUGCGUGCUUCCAGCUAAGCUGACCCACUUGUGUCCAAACCAUGUGCUGAGAGGUUACGCAACCCAAAAAGAGGAACAAACCGCUGCCACUCCAAACUGCUGCUGCUGCUGCUGCAUGUCAGCCGCUGGGCUAUUUUUAGAGCAGAACGCUGGACUAAACCUGGACUCCUCCACAGGCAGGAAAUAGUCCCAGGUGUCAGCUGGUGGUGUCAUCCUGCUGCAGGUAGAUGGAGAGGCAGUAUCAGGGUGUAUUUACAGAAACACAGCCAUUAUGGACAGCAAGGCAGAGUUUGAUGAGUCAUUACUGCCUUCAGGGGACAGAUGUACUUCUUCUGAUGCUUGUAGCAGGAAUGCAAAAAGGAAUUCUUGAUGUUUUAUAUAAGAGGCACAGGUGGUUUUUGAUAAAGGACGGAGUGUGACGCAUGAGCCCCAACAGCUUUUAACAGUUGUGUUUUAAUAAAGAUGCAGCUCAUCUGCAUGCAUAUUCGUAAGGGUAUGAAAUAUGAGCAUACGAAAAUCAGACAAUGAUGCAGCAUGCAUGUAUGCAUGAAUAUCUCUGUGCACUACAAAGUUUGGCAUUUUCCAAAAAUACAUGAAUACUGGUCAGAUACAAACUCUUUGUUUGUCCUGAAUGUAAUCAAAUGUAAACUUACUUAUGUCAGACGUUUGAAGGAAUUUCACAGCUCCAUGGUCAGAAUAAAAUCUUUGAGUCUUAUUGAAGUCAUGGCGCUCAAGUUAUCCCAAUCAUUAGAUGUAAAGAACUCAUAAAACUAAAGCUGAGCUUCCAUACAUUCUCCUUUCCUCAUCCUGACAUCAAAAUAAAAUCUAGGAGUGAUAUAUGCAGCACCAAGACACAGAACAUUGUGGGUUGCUGUCAGCAUGUCCUCUCUGACUCUGACCCCUCAGUUGAGUGCUUUGCUGUUUGAACAUGGUUUCCACCCUGCAGCGGUUUGCUCCAGUAAACUGGUGAAGGUUCGCUGCGCUGUAUUGCUGGCCUGCUAGUAUAUAACGCCAACCGUGCUAAGCCAGAGCAGAUAACACAAAUCCCUGCACACACAAAAUCCAAACUAUGACCAAAAGCUGCUCUUUAAACUGCUCCAUUCAUUGUUUUAUUUCUAGUAAAAGAAAUUUACACCUUGAGCAUGAUGGGAAAUAAUCUCAAAAGAUGUUUCAGUUUUGCAGUGAGCCAGCUUUUGCAAAAUGCUAUACAUCGGGGAAUGCUGAAUUUAGUUUUUAAAAGUCCUCACUUGCAUUUGUGCUCAUUAGGAAUCCUCUACCAAGUGUUUGUCAUGCAUGACCUCAGUGCCCUCAAUGUGACAGACCUCAUCUUUAUUUAGGACGACAUUGACUGAUGGUGGCACGCUACAAAUGUCUGUCUCUUUCUUCGAGUGGUUUCAGUUCCAGUGUUACAUUUUUUGAGUCCAGAUUGUUUUUUGUCUUUAAUUCUUAUUCUGCCUCUUACUUUUUAUUCUUAUACAUCAAAAUUUGGUUUUAAGUAUUGACAGAAUACCAGAACAACAUGCAUUUGUUUGCACCAACUUAACUUUUUCAUUCUAUGUCAGAAAAAAGUUGAAUUAAACCUCAUUCAUUGCUUCUUGUUAAUGUUCUUUUUUAGCCAGGACUCGCUUGUGACAUUUUAUAUCUCAGUUUCUCCAGUAAAGUCAAGGUUUAAACCAUGUAAGAUAAGAUAAACCUGAGUUCAGAAUCAGAUCUUUAUUGACCCACAAGAGAAAACUUGAGCAUGCAGUAUAAAAAUGGGGAUAAAAUCAACGAUAGAGCGAGACUGAAAAACGGGAUAAUACCAUAGAUAAUACCACCAUCCAAACAGAUCACAUUAUGAAGAGGCAGAUUUAAAUACAGCGGUGAUAACAACAACAGACAAAAAGCAAAUCAAAACCCGAAUGACCAGAAUGAACUUGUAAAUCACGUUGGGGCACCAAAUUGGCACAAAGCUAAAGUUUCUCACUGGAGCUUUAAGUUCAUGAAUGUAGUUUGGGUUAAAUGAGACGUGCUGACCUGUUUCUGUCUGUUUUUGUGUCCCUGCAGCUUUGUUUACGACGUGGACACAGACUCGACAACGACGGACAAAAAGGGACUCUGACAAACUCAACUGUGAAGAAUCCACAAUCAUAACCUGAGCGGGAAGAGACCAUGAUGAUUCCAAAUCUCUGAGACGUGAACUGUAUGCAAACUCAGACUACAGUGUACUUCCAGUUACAAUCACUGUCACCCCGCGUGGUCGGUGUCUCUGAGAGUGGACUGGAUGUGAAACCAGGUUCAAGACAUUUGUUUUCAUUUUGAUAUUUGAUGAUUUUUUUUGUUCUGGUCAUCCCCAUCACAGGCCUGCUCUUCUUUAACAUUUGUAAUUGGCUCUGCCGUGGCACAGGUGACUUUAACGUGGAUAUGUUACAUUUUACACUGAUGGUUAAGAGUCGGAAACUCUUUCUCUAUUACUUUCCCCAUUCUAACUUGUGCCUUAGAGAUGAUUCACAGAAGUGCGAUUGGAUCUUUGGAAAUGAAAAAAAGCAGCGAAGAAACUGAAGUCUUGAGGAUGAAACUAUGUUUGACUCAUUCAUUUCUCUGUCUGCAGACGUGCAGCUCAUGGUUAGAAACUCUUGCUUUCGAAGACAUCAGAAAAACUGCAAUAAUGAAAAGUAAAAUGCAAAAAUUUCUGCCCUCUUUUGUAAAAACCUGAGUAUUAGAGAUCAUUCGCUUAUGACGGAAAGACAAAGAGGAUUUUUUACAAACCUGUGCCGCUGUGUGGAAGCAGGAGCAGAGCAAAUGUGGACAUUUUAAAGGUGAAUGAAAGGAUUAAACACCUUUAAGAAGCAGCAGGCCUGUUUAAACUCCAUUCAGUAAUGUGCUUUUUGUAACCAAACAUCGUCCAGCAGGAGAUUCACCCUGGUUUAUUGGCCCUAUUUCAACCCAAAGAGCACCUGCUGGAUUUAUUAUUAUCUUUAUCUGUUUUUAUCAUCACUGCAUCAGUUGGUGGGUUUUUGGUAACUUUGUACUGAAUGUUUUUUAUAUAUAUCGAGGAUAUUGAGUGUGGCAUUUAAGGAAUUCUUAAAAAUUCAUGUAAAGUUUGAAAACAAGAUAUGGAGUCAGUGGUUAACUUGCAACCAUGUCAUAAAGAGGUAUUAAGGAAUGUUUUUGUAACAGCCUGACACCUCAGCAGUAUUGAGCCCUCUGUGGCUAAAUCUUGAGUUUUUUUAUUUUCGAGGACUUUCUCAGCAGAUUUGAAGGUUUUCCAUCUGGAAAAAAUCUCCAAAAUCCAUCACGACUGUCCUAUCCUCCUUCAUUCCUUCAGCUCUUUAUUGAAAUGCGUCAAGCGAUUUGCAGUGGCAUGUAAUGCUGUGUGCAUCAAACUCAGGCAGUGUGAGGUUAAAGCCUUCGCUGUCUGUCUGGUCUAGUUCAUGCUGUGAUCACAGACUGUAUAUAAGAGAUGGACGUACCUCACUUUUCAGGGUUGUAGACUUCCAUUCAAGAGCCUCUGCUUUGCAUCUGAGCCGUUUCUAUCUUUGUUAAGCCUCCUGUGAGGAGUUUUAAAUGGUUACAGAAAACAACAGAUUGAAUGUGGUGUUUUUAUGAGCUACAGAAACAAAAAGGGACCGUCAUCAACAAGUUUAACCUUCUCUGUUUAGAUAUUAUUCAUGCCUUUAACCACUACAGCUAGGUCUGUGUCACAGGUUGAUUAACAGUACAAUGGAGAAACAGCACUCUCCCUUGUUUUACACCAGCAAUAUUCACCUCAAAUUAGCGUUUAAAAAAGCAGGAUGUUCAGAAAAAGAUGGGAAGUACCACUUUUACCACAGGGGGUGCCACAUCAGCAGAAAGAGACUUUACAAGACAUUACAACAGGAAAGACCUGUUACUCUUACUCAGCUGAGAACUUAAUUUCACACAAUAAUGUCACCUUUGUUUGCAGGAUGCUUUUAUGACUCAUGUAAUCAUGAUGUUAAGUGAGUGGUAGUUUUAAGAAGCACAAAAAAACCACUGAAGUUUUACCGUAAGUCAUGUAAGAUGAGAGAAAGCCUCGUUCCCUGGGGAAUAAGCAAAAGGCAAGUCGUGAAAACUUACUGUAAUUCCUGUAAUAUAGGAGCAGUUUGGUUUCCUGGGUUCUUUCAGGGGUGGAAAAUUAUUCUAAUAGUUAUGAAUAUCAAAGUCUUAACAGGUAAUGUUAACACAAUGCAAAAUCCUUUUUAUUAAAAAAGUAUUUGAGGCUCUGAGAAUUUCACUUAAAUUCAAUCAGAGAUCAUCAGGGGUAAGCUUCAUUUUUGAGGGAUUGGAUCUGAACAGUCCCUUAAAAUAAACUGAACACUGAUUUCUCCUGUGGGAUAGAAAAUAACCUGCAUUUCAUAGAAACACUAAAUUUAUUGCAGAAAGCUGCCUGUCUCAAGAAGGGAGCGGAAUGUAAGUUGAUACACUGUUCUGUAUUUAGAGCUGAUAUUAUAAGCACAACAAUGUCAGUUCAUAUAUGAAACUGUUUUAUAUACCGCUCCUGUCUACUAUGACUUCCUCACUGUCAGUAAGGGAACUAUUCAGCUUAAAGGCAAAUGUUGUUGAUGGCUUAAACUAGUUGGAACUGGACCUCAUCUCUGUACUUAAAUUACUGUAAAGUGUGUUAACUUUCCAGCAUGACAAGUGCAGGAACAUACUGUUAGCCAGCUGACAGUAAGUGGCACGUGAACAACAAAGUUUUAGCUGGAUUAAAGUGCCAACUUCUUGUGGAAACUUCUUAAGAAAAGGGAAAAAACCCCUCUUUGUAUGCUGGUGUACUGGCUGCCCUAUCAAGUAGGACCUAACCCACUUUGUAGAUGAAACAUAAGCUAUGAAAAGAGCAUCUCAUACACCAAGCUUUACGGUAAUUUCUGAAAAUGUGUAGCCCCGCCUUUGUGCACACUCUGCUUGACCAUCUAUUUAUUUAAAGAGGGACCAUCAUUUCAUAACAAACAUCAUCACACGGUUUGACUUCACUUUUCUCACUCCGAUGGUACGUCCACGUCUUACUUACAGUCUCUGCUCCGUUCAUGAAAACUGAUCACAGCAUGUUGGCUGAUUCACAGGUCAGACUGUACUUGAAACUACUUUUACUUCCAGGAAAACAGAAAGAACAAAAUGCUCAAGUUCAAAUCUACAGGAUGCUUCUUACAUAGGUUAAACGCACAGCACAAAGUUUCAAGAAGAGGAAUAUCAUUUAGAGUUUGUACUUUCAGACUUUCUGACACAGAUUUUUAUAGCACCGUGUGGUUUCCAGGCCCAGUUUAGUAACUCCACAGUAGCAGCCGUAGACUCUGAGGCAUUUUGUGGUGUGUCCUACCUCAUUCUCAGCACUCUGAAAUAUCUAAUCUACCUAAACAGUCUCAUUAGCCCAGUUUUAGUUUCUGAUUUUAUUUUUACCUCAGACUCUUGAUCUUGAAACAACCUCUGACUAACUUCUCUGUGUGGUAUUUUUCUUUGCUGAGCUCGUGUUGGUUUCAUUCAACAAUUACAGCUCCCAUACUGCCAAAAAGUGUCCGAAGGUGUCCUGAAAAUACCUACCGAUGGGUAAAGGUGGUUUUUGAUGCCACUGGACAAGUUUGCAUAAGAAGACUCUUCAUGAAAGUCUCUUUCACUCACGCAGCCCUAAAAAUUUACAAAAUUUUCGAUAGCUAUCUCUUCAGAACCUUUUUGUGUUGCUCUUUCUGGGUUUUUACAGGCCUCAUGGUAUAAACAUCAUCAUCAGCUCACACCAAAAUAUGACAUGAGGGCUGACAGAGAAAUGUCUUAGAAAAAUGCUUGAAUUCACACAUGCAGCUCAUCCUGAAACUUUGAGGAAGUUUUGGGGAGUUAGGUGCAUGUGUGAAAACUGAUUUGGAUGUGGCUUUUGUCCAGAGGAGCGUCCUUUUAAAUUACAGCCUUAUUGAUAUGUUGGUUCAGGCAUAUUGCACACCAUGUAAAACUUCUUAGGCUUUUAUUUGUUUCGAUCUUACCUUCAUUGGGGACAAGCAUCAAUAAGAGAUGGGCCUAUGUUCUCAUAAAGUCUUCCAUGGCCCAAACCAAAAUAUAUUAACACAUAUAAACUAAUUUACAGGUUUUGAUAGCUAGCCCAUCACUUUUUCAUCAGAAUCAGAAAACAACCUUAUUUUCAGGCCUUAUUCUUAAAUAUACCCCUUUUAAUUCAAAAGUAGCACUUAUUUUAUUUAUUACCACAAUUGUACAAUAAAAUCACAGUUUUUGGAUUGAUGGGAGCUGUAGUUCUUGGACACUAACACAGCUAACGCUGUCUUUCAAACAUGAAGGUUUUCAGUUUUGCGAUGAGAGUUGAAUUUUCCAAGAAGGGUUAGUGUAAAUCUGUGAUCGACUCUUUGGGAUGUAGAGUAUCUGACCUGCUCGGCAGCGUCCAAUAAUCUCCCUGUGUUGUGAAGUGUUAACUAUAGCAUGGUUAAAGACUGUAAAUGGCAUUGCUGUGGUUGAUAGUGCAUACGCUAACUGAGGAUCUUUCUACUAAACCUUGUUGUCAACUGACCUGCUGUCUCUGUAUCUUUCAGUUUCAUCUCUCUCCUCUUCAGACUAGAUAUAAAUCCACUUGAAAUCACUUUACACUAUGCAAAAUGUGUCACUGCCUCACUGUAAACACCGUACAGAGCCACACCGUUCUCAAACAAACUGUGUAUAAUAUCUCUGUUCUUUUUAGUGCAUAUUUCCAGUGUGUUCAUAAAUAAUGUUUCAGAUGUUGUGUAAAAUAAUGAAGCUGACAGGAGCCAUUAGAUGUUUGACAAAGCAUCGUGUUUUUUGCUGUAAAUAUGUUUGACAAUUUUCUUGGAAUAAAUGAUCAAAAAUAAAACAACCUGGAUUUUAUGUGUUUAUGUGACUGUUAACGUGUGAAAGAUGGGACCAAAACCUGGAUUUAUAUUUGAAAUUGGUCAUGUGUUAAAGCUUAAAGUUUGAAACUAACAUAAAGAUAUCAAAGUUAAUGACUGAUUAAGAGCAGAUAUCAUGAUUACUUUACAGCAGCAGUAGUGGUAAAAAAAUUAUUGGGAGAAAGAAGAGAAAAACUUAGAUCCCUUAUUGAACUCCUUUCAGCAGGCGCAUCUACACUAAAGCAGUUUACCUGAAGAAGAGAGGGGAUCCAAACCUGCUCUGACAUCGUAAGAUAGAUCACAGACAACUUGAACAAGAUCAUAUGGCCUUAAAGAUUUGAUUCAGGGAACUUUGUGGAUAUAAUGUUUCAGGAUUUCAUCUUUUACUGGACUUGGAUUGUGGUGAAAAAAAGCAAACCAUAAUACAGACAAAAAGAGUGACUAUUACCACUUAAUCAGUCCAAAAUGAAAGGUAGUUGAUCCAAAAAGGCCUUAAGCUGGUUCAUAAAUUUGCUAACUUUGGCCUCGCCCACAAAAGGGGUCAUCCCUGUUUACAAACACAAAAUUAUCCUGUUCAGUUUAUGCUAAAAACUGGCACAAUAAAUAGCCCCAAAUUAUUUAAUUUACAACUGAAUAUGAUUAUCUCUACAUGUUUUUAAUUCUUCCAUAAACUUGGACAUCUUAACAUAAGAUUGACUCACUUUUGGAGACAGCUUCUAGUGGCUACUUCUAAGAACUGCAGCAUGCAUGUUCAUAAUUCAGCUUUUCCAUGAUAUGAAAAUGUAAAUUUCAUUAUGUCAUAAAAGUUUUUCCUCUCUGCCAGGUGUGGUGGAGAACACCAAAUCCCCUCAUCUGUGUUUUAUCUUUUAAUAUUUUAGUGGCAUUUUUCAGCAUGUCAUUCCUGUUACAUAAUAGAGAGAUGAGAGUAGAUUGAAAACAACAGGAAGGAGGCAGAGGGGAGGAAACAUCCAAUAAAAGUCCCCAACCAGAUGUGAGUGAUGACACUUAAGUUUUUUACAAUAUACAACUCAGCAUACUGAGCUUUUUCAAAUUGACAAAGUUAAAGGCACAGUUAGGAGUUUUGGACUGAUUUUAAAUAUGUGUUUAAUGUGCGUCAAAGGCUCUGUAAUGGUAACUUGAUACAGAAACUCUUUAUCUGACUUUUAGCCUUUUUUUUUUUUAAAUCUGGGAACCAUUAAAUGACAUACUGAUAAAUUUCCAGUGGGUGAGACAGACUGUCCCUCUUCUGCCUUUUAAGCUGUACAAACUGGAUAUUAGUUUGUUUAACAGCGUCUGUGUCUCCUUGCUGUUUUUUUAAGCUCCAAACUCUGUUUCCCACAGUUGUCCUAAAUCCCCGGAUCAUUACCGGAUUAUCACCUCAGGGUUUGUUUUAUCAGCGCAGAAACAGCAGACAGCCCCCAGCUAUGACCACCACCCAAACAUCAACCUAUAGUUCUUAUAGCAUGGAGGUUUACUGAGCUCUUUGUGUUUUUCUGCAGAAAAAAAACAUGAUGCAAAGAGGCUGAACCAUGGGGCCGCAAUACAGAGAAGUAAAUUGCAUUAAUCUGCAUUUAGAGGUGUUAUAAGGAUCACUUAGUAAAGCUCUGAAAAUGUGAAAUAUAAUCUCAGGAUUUGCAAAAAUGAAAUCAUAACCAGGUCUUGUACUUUGUUGCAAAGUUGCAACAAUUAUACAAAAAAGAAACUUAAAGUGGAUGUUUUUUAAAAAUUCUUCGGGGUCAACAAAAAUGAUGACCGGAGGUAGUGAGAAUUUGUAGUGGCACCCUUGUUCAAACUAUUUCAAUUUGUCAUUAUUUAUCAAAGUAUUUAUGAACAAAGAUUUCAACACAUUUAUUUUAACUCUCAGUCUGCUUACAGUUUAUGUCAACGUCUCUAUUAAGUCAUAAAUGUUUAUUUAUACGGGACAUUUCAGCAACAAGACAAUUCAAAGUGCUUCAUAUAAGCUAUUUAAAGAAUUGAAAAAAAAUUAAGAAAUGAAAUAAAAAUGUUUAAAGGGUAAAAUUUAAGAUUAUUUAAAAACAACAUACUUAAAAUCAAAGCAAAAAAAUCUAAAUUAAAUAAAACCAGAAGAUUUAAUUUUGAUACUCUGUUGUGUUUUCCAACCUAAAGCCGGUAGGAGCAUGUCGAUGUUAAACAGAAGAGGCCCCAGGAUGGAGCCUAGGGGAACCCCACAUGUAACUUUUGUCUGCUCAGAUGUGAAGUUACCUGUCCACACAAAAUAUUCUCUGCCCUCUUUGUAAGAUUUUGACGAACUGUGGACUGUACCAGAAGAAAAGAAUAUAUCCCCAACCGCAUUACUGAGGCUUGUUAGUCUGACUGCAAGAAAUUUGAUCACAUGCGACUUGAGUUGGACAGAUUGCUUGAGUUUCAAAAGUCUAGUUUCAGUUGAACUUGUUCGAUAAAUUGAUUUUCGCUGCAACAGUAAAUAAUGAUACAGAGUUGUAGUACUUUCAGAGGUGCUUCCCAGAGCAGGUAUUAUGAGGAAGUCCAAAAAAUGUCCCAUGAAUUUUAUUCAGACAGUCCUGUUGCUGAGAAAGCCUUCAAAGCUUACCAGCUGCUGGUAAAAGUUUUUCCUCCAGCUGUAGGUA